AUGGGCGCAGCAUCUCAAAGCGAGUCAGGCGAGCGCACGGUUGUGAAGCAGGGCGCCCGCAGGGCGUCUAUGCUGGAGAUUUUGGGCCUGAAGGGCAACUUCAGCCACCUGAACUUGAAGGACCCCUUCAACGUGAAAAAGCUUGGCUCCAGCUACACCACCGAGAUCCGUGCUGGCUUGACAACGUUUUUGGCCAUGGCCUACAUUCUUCCGGUGAACAGUGGCAUGCUCAGUCUCGCUGUGCCGGACAUGAAGGAACAGCUGGUGUGUGCCACGGCUCUAGCAGCCUUCUGUGGCUGUUGGCUGAUGGGCAUCCUCUCCAACUUCCCUUUCAUGCUUGCGCCAGGCAUGGGCACCAACGCCUACUUCACCUUCAGCAUCGUCUUGGGCCGGGGCCUCCCAUGGCAAGCCGCCUUUGCGGCUGUCUUCGUGGCUGGCUGCCUCUUCACGUUGCUGAGCGUCACGGGCAUGCGCACGCUGCUGAUCCGGCUCUUCCCCGAAGGCAUCAAGGAGAUCAUCGGCGCGGGCGUCGGGCUCUUCCUGACCUUCAUCGCUUUCCAGAGUGCCGAGGGCAUGGGCUUCUCUGUGGCAGAUCCCGCCACGUUGGUGAAGCUCGGGUCUCUGAGCUCCGACUCCUAUGACUCGGCGAAGAUGUGGUUGAGCCUCGCAGUGCUGGUGAUCACUGCGAGCCUGCUGGCGGCCAAGGUCCCGGGUGCUCCCUUGAUCGGCAUCGUGCUGGGAACCGUCAUCUGCUGGAUCGAGGGCUGGGCGCACGGCACGGAGGGCACCAUCUUCGGCUACCCCUUCGGCACCGGAGGUGACAGCUCCGCCAAGGACUUCCGCAUCUACGUGCCCACCGGCAUCGUGCCACGGCAGCAGACAGCAGGCAAGGCAAGCGCCACCUGCGCGGAAGUGGCCAAGCCGUCUCUUGAAGGCCUUGCUGGUGCUUUGUUCGAAGGCUUUGACUGGGCUUUCCACCCGGACACCAGCAGCACGUUCUGGACGGCUGUGGCUACGUUCUGCUACACCGACCUGCUCGACUCCUCCGGGACCUUCUUCGCCGUGGCGAAGGUCGCCGGGCUCACGGACAGCCGGGGCAACCUGCCGCUUGCGCGCCAGAACAUGGCGUACCUGGCCGACGCGCUGGCCAUGAUGGUUGGCUCCGUGCUGGGCGUCUCCACAGUGAGCACCUUCGCCGAGUCGACGGCAGGGGUGGCGGAUGGAGCCAAGACUGGCUUGGCCUCGCUGGUGACAGGCAGCUGCUUCUUGCUGGCCAUCCCCUUCUCCCCGAUCGUCUCGGCCGUUCCUCCGCUGGCUUCCGGGCCCAUCCUGUGCCUCCUGGGCGCCAUGAUGUGCAGCUCCGUGAAGGGCGUGGACUGGGAUGACUUCCAGGAGUCUAUCAGAGCAUGUCGUGAUGUUCGGUGUAGUAUGAAGACGAUGAUUCGUGUGGCACCGUUGACCAACAGCACGAAGGUUUACCGAGGCAUGGCAACAGAUGGAAUCGAAGAGUCUCUGCCGGCUUUCGUGGCCAUGAUCACCAUGCCGUUCACGUUCAGCAUCGGCUACGGCAUCAUCGCCGGCUUGGGCCUCUGGAUCUCCAUCCAGCUCUUGCUUGCACCCCUGAGGCUCUACCGUGGCGAGAGCCCCAUGGUGCGAGUUCACAAGCUUUGGGGCUCCGCGUUCGUGGAGGGCGACGAGGAGGAGAAGAUCAGCGGCAAGGGUACUCCUAGCACCAUCACCCCCAGCCAGUCCUUCGGCGAGGAGGUUUGA
This is a messenger RNA of Symbiodinium sp. CCMP2592, 1770 nucleotides long. The record is from the annotation of a GenBank genome assembly. Lineage: Eukaryota; Dinophyceae; Suessiales; Symbiodiniaceae.